AUGUCUGUCAAAGCGAUACCCUUUGAUAAGCUGGAAUAUCAAUGGAACCGGCUCCAGAGUUAUGAGCAGGUCAGACCAAUUGCUACUGCCCUGGUGGUAGUGAUACUAAGUUAUUUCCUGUACAAUGUCCUCUUCGCAACCGACAUCCCACACAUCAAAGGCCUCCCCGAAAUCCCCGGCUCAGUCCCCGUAUUCGGCCACCUGCUAAAACUCGGCGAGGACCACGCAACCAGCUGUGAGAAAUGGUGGCGCCAGUACAAGCACUCGGUCUUCCAGAUCAAGCUCGGAAACACGCGAGCCGUCGUUGUCAACUCCUUCGACGACUGCAAGAAAAUGCUCCUCGGAAACCAGAACGCCGUCAUCGACCGACCCAAGCUCUACACGUUCCACGGCGUUAUUAGCAGCACGCAGGGGUUCACAAUCGGCUCCUCGCCCUGGGACGAGUCGUGUAAGAAGAAGCGCAAGGCCGCAGGGACGGCGCUGGGGCGGCCUGCUCUGCAAACUAUUAUCCGAUGUUUGAUCUUGAGAGAUAGUAAAAACGGUCAAGGGGAGAUUGAUAUAAGGCCGUAUAUCCAGCGAUAUGCGCUGAACACGACUCUAACGCUGUGCUAUGGGAUUCGCAUGGAUGCAGUCUACGACGAACUCCUCCGUGAGAUUCUCCAUGUUGGAUCUGCGAUAUCCCUCCUCCGCAGCGCGUCUGAGAACCUUCAAGACUACGUGCCCAUCAUGCGGUACUUCCCUAGUAACAAAAAGAAUGCUCGUUCCAAGGAGCUGCGCGACCGCCGAGACGCCUACCUUGAUCUACUUCUGAACAAAGUGCGCGAGAUGAUCAAGGAGGGCACGGACAAGCCAUGCAUCUCAAGUGCAAUCCUCAAGGACGAGGAGAGCAAGCUUAGCGGCGUGGAGGUUUCGUCCAUCUGUCUCUCGCUAGUGUCUGGCGGAUUUGAAACGAUCCCGGGAACUCUGACCUCGUGUAUCGGAUCGCUUUGCACGGAGGAGGGCCAGAUUUGGCAGGAGCGUGCGUAUGAGGAUAUCAAGCGUUAUUACCCGGAUAUCCGCGAUGCGUGGACGACUUGUAUCAAGGAAGAGAAGAUCCCUUACAUCAAUGCGAUUGUCAAAGAGGCUGGAAGAUACUACACCGUCAGUUCGAUGAGUCUUCCCAGGAAGACCGUCACCGAGGUUAACUGGAAUGGCGCCAUCAUUCCACCAAAGACGAUGAUUCUGAUCAAUGCUCAAGCUGGAAACCACGACACCGACCACUUCGGGCCCGACGGCGGCAAAUUCAACCCGGAGAGGUGGUUGAAGUCCUUAACCCCGCCAACUGAGUCCGAGACCGAGGGCCUCCCACAUCUGAGUUUUGGUACCGGAGCCCGCUCUUGCUCAGGGCAAUUUAUCGCUUCGCGUCUCUUGUAUGCGGCUCUUGUAAGGAUUCUGUCCUCGUACAAGAUCGUCGCGAGUAAGGAGAUGCCGCCUAACACGGAUUACGUGGAGUACAACCAAUUCAAGACGGCUCUUGUCGCGAUUCCCCGGGAGUUCAAGGUGAAACUUAUCCCUCGGGAUCCGGCUGCGAUGGCGGAAUGCAUGAAUCUGGCUGAGGAGCGGACACGCAAUUCUUAUAAAGUUUAG
This is a messenger RNA of Aspergillus calidoustus, 1626 nucleotides long. The record is from the annotation of a GenBank genome assembly. NCBI's taxonomy places the organism in Eukaryota, Fungi, Ascomycota, Eurotiomycetes, Eurotiales, Aspergillaceae.